Molecule: messenger RNA, 4769 nt
Organism: Engraulis encrasicolus (European anchovy)
Lineage: Eukaryota; Metazoa; Chordata; Actinopteri; Clupeiformes; Engraulidae
Gene: tp53inp1
Product: tumor protein p53 inducible nuclear protein 1
Exons: 3
Coding region: 1-879 (292 amino acids)
Biological process (GO): autophagosome assembly; positive regulation of DNA-templated transcription
Cellular component (GO): autophagosome; nucleus
Source: RefSeq, a predicted model, not a curated record
AUGUUCCAGAGGUUCACCAGCAUCCUGUUUGGGGACUGCCCAGAGGAUGUGGACCCCAGGGCCCGCGGUGGCAUGGCACAGUCGGGCUUCGAUGAGAAGGAGGACGAUGACGACGAGUGGAUCUUGGUGAACUGCCUGGCGGAGGCGUGUGCGGGUUCGAGUGGCGAGGGCCUGGUGGAUAUCCGUCCUGAGGACCUGGCAGAUCUGGAGUGUCCCUCCCCCUCUCCUUGCCCCUCCCCUUCCCCCUCCCCCGACCGCCUACGCUCCUACUCCUGCUCCUCGCUCGACUCGGCCGCCGACACCGACGCCGAGGACGGAGGCUUCCUGCGGUUGGACGCGGAGGACGGAGAGGAGGAUGAAGAGGAGGAGGAUGAGGAGGAGGAGGUGAAGGGCGCUGGGCUGUUGGGCUGUGUUGGACUGGAGGAGAGCUGGUUCAUCACGCCGCCACCGUGCUUCACGGCGGGGGGUCGCGGCGCCCCCCUGCUCCUGGAGACUAGCCCCCUGGAGAACCUCCUCAUAGAACACCCCAGCAUGUCCGUCUACGCCGUGCACAACCCCAGGCACCACCACGGGGCGCGACCCCCCCUCGCCAAGGAUGCCUCUCGAGACCCCUCCCUCCACAGGACUGAAGUGCAGCGUCGUCCGAGCCACUCUACUGGCUGCUAUGCCGCUGCGUUGGCGGCGCACGCCAGCCUGAUGUCGCAGGUGAAGCACGGGCGCGUGGCGCAGCGCAUCCGGGAGAACGCGGCGCGCCAGCAGCUGUCCCGUAACGCCCUGCGCCGCCUCAACCUGCUGCGUGAGGGCCGCGCACGCCAGAACAAGAGCAGCGCCGCCAGCAGCCUGGUGCACCAACCCGGACACCGGCACUUCAACUACUGAAGAACCCAACCCAACCCAACCCGGCCCAGCCCAGCCCAGCCCAGCCCAACUCCACCCAACCCAGCCCCAUCUUACCCAAUCUGACCCAGUCUAACCCAGCCACGUCUCCUUUAAACCAGCCCGGACACCGGCACUUCAACUACUGAAGAACCCAACACCACCCAACCCAGCCCCAUCUUACCCAAUCUGACCCAAUCUGACCCAGCCCAGCCUCCUUUAAACCAGCCCGGACACCGGCACUUCAACUACUGAAGAACCCAACCCCAGCCCACCCCUGACCAACAUCUGACCCAGCCCAGCCCAGCCCAGCCCACCCGGGUAUAACCUAGCCCAGCCCAGCCCAGCCCGGUAUAACCCAGCCCAGCCCGGACAUAGGCACUUCAACUACUGAAGCACCCAACCCAACCCAGCCCGAUCUUACCCAGCCCAGCCCAGUCCAGUUUAACCCAACCCAGCCCACUUGAACCCAGCCCAUCCUGGUCUGAAGCACCUCCUUUAACCCAGCCCAUCCCGGACUGACCCAAUCUGACCCAGCCCAGCCCCUUUUUACCCAGCCCAUCCUGUUCUGAAGCACCUCCUUUAACCUAGCCUGUCCACCUCAUGACCCAACUGAACACAAUCAUCUCUCCACAUCACCACCACCAGCACCACCAACAUCAGCACCACCACCACCACCAUCACACGUUGGACAGAAAGAUGAGCCUCAGCUUCAGUCAACGCCUUAACCCCUCAAAACCCAAUGAAAGCCCCCCCCCCCCCCCCCCUUUUACACCACAGUCCUGUCAAAGUCACCUGGACUCGGGACCCUUAAAACUCUUCAACCCAUCCAACAGAACCUGCCCAUUCCCCCAACCCAGUCCACCCCAGCCGGUGCAGACAACCCUACCUACCCCUCGUCCAACUCAACUUUGACCUUGAACACAAACUUUGAUCUUGAACACAAUCAGAUCUCCAAUCAGGCAGAACAGGAGUGUUCGUAUGUCUUUUACAAAGAUGUCAUAAUCAAAUUCCCUGCAAAAGUCAGAGCCUUUUACACCGUAGGUCACUUUAUCCACGGCAGGUUUGCUCAAAUCUGGAUAGAUGCUUUUGAGGCUUGUCAAUGUCAAGCACACAGACACAAGCGUCCUCAAGCCCACUCCAGCGUGCAUGUUCCUCUUCUUUACUAUUUGCUAGCGAGACAUCAAACAGGUCUGUGUCUGUCUGUUCUCUCUCCUCUCUCUAGUUGUGGCUCUAUCUGUCAGAAACAUGCACUGCCAUAUCUGAUGCGGGUGUUGAUGAGCAUGAGCAGUGCAUUUCAUUGGUUGGUUGGUGCCAGAGCAGUGCAUUUGAUUGGUUGAGUGGUGCCAGAGCAGGUGGAUCUUUGCCUUCUUAAUAAGCCUCAAUAUGGUGCUCCACUGCCAACAGCAAGGCAAUCCUGGGGUGCAUCCCAAUAUGCAGACUUCCAUCCUUCCUUGCUCACUUGCCUCAUUGUGACCUCAUGAUGACGUCACCGACAACAGAAUUGUAUUUCAACAUCUCGCAAAAACUCAAUUCUAAAUGUCACUAUCUCAUUCGCAAACGGGAUGGUGAAUGAAGACUAGUCCCUCCCCCAAAAGUUUUUCUAGCUAAGCUGACAGCGUGGAAACGUUAUUGUUUUUCUCCACCACGGAGGCAGGACGUCAGCGAAAACGCGAGGCCACAGACACAGACUGAGGAUGGGAGUCAGCAUAUUGGAAUGCACCCCUCUUGAGAUGCCCUCUUGAGAUGCCUGGCCAACAGCUCGGCAAUCCGCUCGUAGUGCCUGGCCAUGAGGAACAGAUACCACACAAAAUAUAGGACAGUGAAGUUUCUCAGCGUCGUCUCAAAGCCAUAUUGACUUCUUUUAGACUAGUUAACAUCACCUGUCUAGGAGUGGGCAAACUUCGCUGUGGGUUUAUUUAGAUUACUUUUAUUUUGUGAUUUAAAGAAAAAGAAGACCUUGGGGUUCAAUAAUGGGUGUUUCACUAACAGCCUUGUCGAAAUAGUUAAUUAAAAAAAAAAAAAGUAUGUAACAUAGAAAUAAAAUGGAAAAAAAAAUUCCAAAAAUAUUUUUUGAAAGAAAAAAAAGAUGGCUUAUAUAUUACAUAUCAGUAUGAAGUUUGUUUAUGAGUGUAUGUUAUUCUGUGUAUGUAUGUAAAACACAGUUUGUUUGUUGGUUUGUUUUUAUUUCUAAAUUAUGUGGUUCAGUGUAUGGUUGUGUAGUUUUAGAUUCCAGAAUGGUGAAAAAACGUUGGAGAAAAAAAAAAAGAAUAUGGUAUCCUUCUUUGAACGUGUCAAUCUGCAGUAACUACUCAGGGUCAGGACUCUCUACACCUUUUACUAAAAUGCAGAUUACUUGAUGGUUGUUAAUUGUCUUUGUACAUACUGGAAAACCUCUAAAAAAAAUAUCAAAAUGUGUACAAUGCCUUGUUAAGAUGUUUGUGUAAUCCGUGGAACUUCUUAAAGGAGAAAAAAAAGUGCUUUUCUUGAAGCGAAACAGAAGUGAAAAGCUUGCUUGAGGACUGUGAAAAUGAUGAUGUCUUUCUCCUUGAUUGACUCUUAAGACAUAUGGAGUGAAACUGUUAGUGUGUUUGUUUGUUUCAGUUAUGUGUACAGUGACUUUCCAUUGCUUCCAUGUUUUGAUUUAUAUUAUUCACUAUCUUCAAUUUGUAUCCAGUACAAGCGUACCGGUAGCAGCUGGCCAAGCAGCAGUCUGUCUGUCCUACUGUUUCCCCUUCGUCAUUCCUUACGUCUUCAGAAAACGCCCUCAAAUAUACGCAGCGUUGUUGAGAUCAGGGCAGAGUAUGUCUGCUCCAGACUGAACUGAAGGAAAGGGCAGUAGGGAAUGGCUAUGGACAUCAUUGCACCUUUCAGAGUUCUUUUCGUUUGGCUCUUAGAUUUAUUACAAGCAAAUGUUGUUAUUAUUAUUAUUACACACUAUAUAUUUUGAUUGUUACUUUGUUUCUCUUGUUGUUGUUCUCCAUUAAGCAGUUGGUGUACUACACAAGACACUAGAACAUGAACAUGUAUUUAGCUGUUUAGGACCAUAGUCUUCUUGUAUGUGGCUGUGGGUGUGCGUGAUGUUCUAGCAUGAUUGUGUAAGCAACAUAGGCUUUUCCCCCUAUCGUCAUUAUUAGUUAUUCAGUUCAUUUGACACAAACGUGAAUCUCCAGAAUUCGCUUCUGUUAAAACAAAUGUUUGACAAUGACAAUGUUCUGAGGUCUUGGGAGUGUUAUGGGGGUGAUGAAGGGGAAAGAGCCGUAUGAAUGGUCUUUAUUCUCCUUGAAAUAUGCUGGACAACCCCCCCACCUUCACCCUCCUUAGUUUUUUCUCUCUUUCGAUUUUCAUAUGUUUAUCACAGGGAUUCUGUUAUUUUGCCUUGAAUUGUGUUGAUCACGUGCCUUCCAGGUUAAAACAUGUAUGACAAUGCAUUUACCAAGAACUUGAAAAGUCCAGAACGGACACAACCAUAAACAAAAAAGCGAAUUUCUAUGCACAGGGGUUAGUUUGUCUCUGUGAACCACUUCUUUUAGACACCUUUUGUACACAAAAUGUAGCAAAACUCUUUUGUUUAAUGUGUGAAGUGUAUUUUCUGUGGCAUUUUGUUUUUCAUUGUGUUUAGAAUAUGCUUUCAGUUGAUUUUCAUAGUUUACUGGAAUUAUACAGCACUUUGCCAAAAGUGUAGGGUUUAGUAUCACAUUUAUUUAUCUGUAUUUCAGAUGUACUUAUUUUGAACCAUUACUAAUGUCAUUGAUUGUUUUCUUUUUUGUUUGUUUGUUUUCAUUUUAAUUUGCAGACACAGGUAUGUAGUCUGUUUAUUGUUUCACUGAAUUUCAUGAUAUGGUAAUACCAUGUAAGCUACCAGUCUUCAAUAAAAAUCAUUACAAUGUCAA